Molecule: messenger RNA, 2235 nt
Organism: Symbiodinium sp. CCMP2456
Lineage: Eukaryota; Dinophyceae; Suessiales; Symbiodiniaceae
Source: the annotation of a GenBank genome assembly
AUGGCGCCCAAGAAGUUGCUCAGCGCAACAACAACGACGUUUUCACACACGUUCUGCGCUGAAAACCCAAAUAAACUGGAUGAUGUCUAUUCCGUGGAGAAGAAGCCUCUCGGGGAGGGCUCCUAUGGCCAAGUCUGCAAAGGCGUACAUAAAGACACUGGAGCCGUUCGCGCCAUCAAGGCAAUCAACAGACACAAGAUCUCGGACCCAGCGCGGUUCCAGGUAGAGGUGGAUAUACAAUCCUCUCUGGACCAUCCGAAUAUCGUCAAGCUUUAUGAGGUUUUUCAAGAUGCAAAGCGCUUCUACCUGGUCAUGGAAAUUUGCUCCGGCGGAGAACUUUUUGAGCGAAUUGUCGCCGAAUCAGAGAAGCAUGAUGGUGCUCGCGCUUUUGACGAGCGCGGUGCUGCCACGUACAUGCAGCAGAUAUUAGGUGCCAUGAGUUACCUGCACAAGAACAACUUUGUUCACCGGGACAUCAAGCCAGAAAAUUUUCUGAUGCAGAAUACGGAUGCCAACGCCGAAAUAAAGGUUAUUGACUUUGGCCUUGCGAAGCACUUCGUUCCCGGCACAUCCUCACCGAUGAAGACUCGGGCUGGCACUCCGUACUACGUGGCCCCGCAGGUCCUGAGUGGAGCCUACGACGAGAAAUGUGAUAUUUGGAGUUGUGGCGUGAUUUGCUACAUACUCAUGUGUGGCUAUCCACCCUUCUAUGGUGAAAAAGACAAGGAGAUCCUUGCAAUGGUCAAGAAAGGAGAAGUGAAGUUUGAUCCAGCUGACUGGUCGGACGUGUCCAGCGACGCUAUCGAAUUCAUCAAGCUGAUGCUCACAUAUGACCCGAGACAAAGGCCAAGUGCCUCGACGCUGCUGAUGCACAAGUGGUUGACUGCAUCCGUCAGUGCUCCCGUGGGAGCCGUGGCCAAGGACUUGGGUCACAAGUUGAAGCGCUUCCAGAGCAAUUCGAGGAUGAAGAAAGUCGCCCUGACCCUCAUCGCCCAGCAGCUCAAAGACGAUGAUCUCAAGGAGCUCCGAGACACGUUCAUUCAGCUCGACAAGAACAGGGACGGAACUUUGAGCCUCGAAGAGAUUCAAACUGGCAUGAGGACAGCGAAGGCAGACUUGCCAGAUGACAUUGUGCAGAUAGUAAAGAACCUGGAUACGGAUGGAUCCGGCAACAUCGACUAUACCGAGUUCAUGGCAGCGACAUUAACCAAAAAGCAGUAUUUGAGGCGCGAAGUGAUGUGGGCAGCUUUUCGUGUCUUCGACACCAAUGGUGACGGUGUCAUCACGAAGGAUGAGCUGGCAAAGAUCCUGAAGGAAGAGGACAACAUGUCCUACAUUGAGAAGAUGGUACAAGACGUGGACUUGGAUUCCAAUGGUGAGAUCAGCUUCGACGAGUUCUGUAAGAUGAUGGAGAAGGAUUCUGCGGGAAUUCUGAGUCUAGCAGCACAGUCCGAAGACAGAUAUGCAGUGGUGUUACCCGGUGACCUGGUUUCACUGUUCCAAUCCGGUCUUUCCGCGACCAUCGGUGCAUGGAAAGUCAAUACCACCGGAUGGCACAGGGCAGUGCUGAAUACUCUCAUUCGGCAGAACGAGAGCUUGACCUCACCUGUGGUGCAAACGCUUCCUAUGGGCAUGUUCGUGCAUGUGAUAGCCAAGCAUGGCAGAAGGGUCAGGAUCAAUUACCCAGCAGUGGGAUGGACAUCCAUUCAGUCGGCAACAGGGCAGCCAAUCCUGAUGUGGGAUGAUCCCGAAGCCCGGAACAAGAACGUCUGGGACUUGCCACAGCAUGAGCGCAAUGCUGUGUUGGAGGCACGAGAGGUUCUCCGGCUCAACGCAUACAAAGAGAAGCAAGCGACGCAUGAUGCCAUGAUGAGGAAAGGAAUCACGUCAUUGGUGAACAGGUAUAAGAGUGGAGAGCUUCAAAAGUCUUUGGAGCAUGCUUUCAGUGCUGACAAUAUCCGGACAAUACAAGGCAGUAUCGAGGAGAGCAUUGAAAAUGUCGGCAACGCUACGGAGAAGGUGCUUCAUUCCCUGGCCGAGAACAAAACGAGCAAUGCCAAACUUGCAGAAGAAGUUCGGCAAGAUACAGACUUGAUCCGGAAGCAGCAGCGUGAAUGGAGACAGGCAGGGCCUUCCCUUCAUGACAAUCAUGUUUUCGAAUUUCUGUUUAUAAAUAUCAUGACAGAUGCGUUUGCUGACGCGACAAGCGGUACCGCAACUGUGGCACUGACAUGA